UUUCGUCAGAUUUUCGUACAUCUUUGCUUUGCCGCUGCGGUAAACAAAUUUUGAAAAGAUCAGUGAAUGCGGACAUAGGAAGUGUGAGAAAUGGUCGACAAAGGUGCUAAAGUGGCCGAGUUGUUCACAAAAGCUAUCGCAACUACGAAAUGCUUUGAUCAACAUUUGAGAAAGCUGAAAGUGCUUCACUGUGGGGAGGGCAGGAUGGUGACAGAAUUCCGCGUGGGCCCGGAGCACCUGAACCAGCGGGGCACCCUGCACGGGGGGUUCAUUGCGCACAUCGUGGAUGCUGUGUCCACAUACGCACUCACCACCAACCAGACUGUGGACACCCGGGGUGUCUCCGUCGACCUCAGUGUCAGUUACUACACAGCGGCGCGGGAAGGCGACAACAUAGAGGUGGAAGCAAUCACCAAGAAAACUGGGAAGAAAAUAGCUUUCCUAGAAGUUGAAGUCAGAAAUAAGGACAACAACAAAGUGCUAGCGGCCGGCCGGCACACCAAGUACAUUGGUAUCUAAUUUUACUUAUUAAUUCUAUUAGAAAACAAAUAACAAAGAUUUUUAAGUAUGUUGUAGGAUCCUCCAUUACCUAAUUUUUAAAUAUGUGAAUGAUUUUAAAAAUAUUACCUACUGAUGAUGUAGGUAAGUACUUACAUAAGAAACCAUAGUGAUAGUUAGUCAAAUAUUUUGUGAUGAUUAAGUUAAGAUUUAACAUGAUAUUUAAACUUUAUAUUAUUUAUAAUUUAGUGAGUAUUUAUUUUUUAAAUGUGCAUAUUAAAGCUCAUUUAACUGAAUUGAUGUAAAAUAUCUUU
Plutella xylostella (diamondback moth) is the source of this 812-nucleotide messenger RNA. RefSeq names its product acyl-coenzyme A thioesterase 13. The record is from RefSeq and is a predicted model, not a curated record. Gene Ontology annotation, molecular function: fatty acyl-CoA hydrolase activity. Lineage: Eukaryota; Metazoa; Arthropoda; Insecta; Lepidoptera; Plutellidae.